AAGAAGGAAAAGCUAUUAAUAGCUCGUGCAAUUCUCGAAAACUAUCACAAGUGGUGCAUCAGCUCGUGGCGCGGAAGGAUUGUGAUCGGCACGAGUGGACGCGUAAUAUUUAACGCUAGAAGUUUAUGCUCUUCGUUAGACAUAUUAUUGGAGUCGCUUCCCUUAUGGAUUAUUAUAUGAUGAAACUAUCACCGGAGGGACGCAUACGGGCUUGUGUUGCUCCCCUUUGCGUGGACUGAAAUGGAUACACCUCACUUUGCCCAUUUGACAAUGCUCACAUUUGGAAUCGCCUGACCUGGAUUAGAUCAAUCUAAAUAUUUUCUCUGCUGGAUGAUUGAAUACUUAUUGAAAACGCCCAUCUCUGCCCUGUGUAUUAUCCUGCAGCUCCAGAGCGAGCGUGCCUUUUGAGUGGAACCUAUUUGUCAGCCCUAGUCUUUGGUUAAUAAUACUGAUGUAAGAUCACGACAUGCCCAGCGCCAACGAGUCCAACGUUGGAGCAUUAUGACUAUGACGGCGAACUGGGUGGCGAACGGGGCAAGCCUUGAGGACUGCCACUCCAACAUCUUCUCUUUGGCGGAGUUGACUGGCAUUAAAUGGCGCUGCUACAGUUUUCGCGGAGGGGGCGAGUAUGGGCCUGUGAUCUCGGCUCCGGCCCAGGACGACCCGAUUCUGCGGAGCUUCAUGCGCUGUGUCCAGAACAACCUGCUGUGUGUGUGGAGACGCAAGAUCAAGCCAGAUGCCAAGGAGCUGUGGAUCUUCUGGUGGGGAGAGGAGCCCAAUCUCUCAGACGUCAUCCAUCAUGAGCUACAAGUGGCUGAAGAGGGACUCUGGGAGUGCGGACUGUCCUAUGAGUGCCGGACCCUCCUGUUCAAGGCCAUACACAACCUGCUGGAAAGAUGUUUAAUGGAUAAGGGCUUUGUCAGGAUUGGGAAGUGGUUCUUCAAACCACAUGAACUGGAAGAAAAGCCUGUGGGCAACAGUGAACACCUGUCCUGCUCCUUUUCCUUCUUCCUCCACGGUGAAAGUAAUGUGUGCACAAGCGUGGAGAUCGCCCAGCAUCAGCCUGCCUACCACAUCAACGAACACCACAUACGACUGGCUCAAACCUGCAGUACACCAGUACAAGUAAUCCUAAGUCCAUAUGGUCUGAGAGGCAUUUUGACAGGUCAGGCCUUCAAGAUGAGUGACCCAGCAGCCCGCAAACUGAUGGAGGAGUGGAGCUACUUCUACCCCACGGUGCUCCAGAAGAAAGAAUGUGACAAGGAGAAAGAUCCAGCUUAUGAUCGCAAUGAUCACAUGGCAGUGGAGGUCAUUGUAGGUGGUGUGAGGAUGACAUACCCUGCAGCCUUUGUGCUCAUAGCCCAGGGGGACAUCCCAGUGGGGCAGCCCCCACCUGCUCCUUCAGCUCCAGGACUGAUGAGGGAGCCCAACCACUGCAGCGUCCCCCUCACACCCCCCACAUCCCCAGAGCAGCCCUGUUCAGCGGACAGUGGUUUUAUGACCUCUGUGUCUAGUGUCCCCACGCCUGACAUCAACAUGGGGGUCACAAAUAUGAGCCCAAAGCAUUCUGGGAAAAAGAUAACCUGUCAGGUGGUUCAUCAAGCCUGGAGGGAGUGUUACCUUAAUCAACCCCAACAAAAUCAACCAACUGAGGUGAUGCCUAAGAAAGAGAUGCAGAGUGGAGCAACCACAUGGGACUUUAGUGAUCUGGGGACAAGGACUGCCUGCCGCUGUUCUAGGAUCAAGCCCCUAAAGUCCAAUGUCACCAGCACAUCCACUGCCAACAACCACACGUGCAACCCUGCUCAGUCAUCUGGCCUGUAUACUCCCUCUACUCCCAAACACAAGACAAGUGACAAGUCAGAGAAGGCUGAUAAGCAGUCUAAGAGGGCAGCCAUGAUCCCAUUUCACCUGCGCGUGUCUGCUGCACAGGAGGGAUCUACAGAGCAGGACUCCUCCACAACUCCUUCUUUAGGGAGUUUAGUACCUCUGGAGCCCCCUUUAGAGCCUUUAGCCCCUCUUCCAACCUGCAAGUAUUCCAAACCACUGUCCAAUAACAGGAAAGUCCCAGAAUCCCUACUUCACUCUCCUGUCUCUCCUCUUCCGCCAACACUAAGCCCUCACCCAAGGGUGCUGGAGCCGGACUUACUGGACGGGCCGGUGGAUAUUGGUGUUUGUUCAGAUGGGGCUAUGGGGAUGAUCACCAGUGAGACAGCAGCAUACAGCGCUUUGCUGAGACAGAGGGAGAGCGGGGCUGACUGGUGGAGGGGAUUCAGGACUCCCAAGAUGGAUAAAACUGAUUUCAAACCUCCAGACCUUCCCCCUGACAUACUGGAGGAUAUGCAGUCAGAGAUGGUAACUGAGACAACUCCAUUAAAAAGACUUUAUACUCAGACUUGCCAAAGUUUUAAGAUCUCAGAAGAGAGAGUGAAAGAACACAUCCAGGCUUUAGGCCUGUACGAGGUGACAGGUGUGGAGGCACUGCGGGAGCCGGGAGAUGAUCCCUAUGACUUUAAAGAAGGCGACAUUGAGUACACUUUCUCCUCCUCCAAAAGAGUAAAAGGUCAAGGACGAGAGCCCAGUAAGAGGGCCAAGGGGGAAGAACUAACCAACGGAGAUUCACUUUCUGAAGGAAAGGAUGCUAUGUCCAUAUUCAGCUCAGCUCAGGUUGAGACAGAAGAAUCAGGGCAGGAUGACGCAGCAGCAAAAUCAAAUCCUUCUCUGACUAGAAAGGAAGAUCUGGCUGUCAACAUAUCAGAUUUAGACAACAUAUUUGAUGAGGAUGAUGAAGAACUUGGGGGCGUUUACCCUAACCAGCAUUCCACCAAGCUCCCACUUUCAACAGAAGACCGCCCUCUAGCGAAAGAAGGCAGAGUUGCAGUCCCCUAUCCAUCAACAGUAGCAGACCUCCAGCGAAUGUUCCCUACUCCACCCUCACUAGAGCAGCACCCAGCAUUUUCACCUAUUAUGACAUACAGGGACACUCCGAGUCAGGAGCCCCCUGCUCAGAGUGGACCUGGAGAACAUCUCCCCUUAGUGCCAACUCCACAGAUCUCUGAACACCGCACAGACACCAGUGAGAGGAUGAUGAGUCCAAGGCAUGAAGACAUCAAGCCCAUCUUCAGCUGCUCUAUGUUUGCUCCGCUGUCUUGUCUCCCAAGUCAGACUCUUCCUCUAAUAAAACUUCCAGAGCAGUGUUACUACAGGCCGUCCUGGAUGCUCAUGCCCAAAAUGGAGCAUUACACUCCAGUAAUGCUUACUCCGGUGACCACAUACCUCAAAGAUGGAUACAAUAAUGUUCCAAGUGUGAACACCCUAACAGACCAGGAGUACAAUCAGAUGAGUGUCACCACUGCCUCUGUGGGCACCACGGUUGGCAUCCUCCCCUCUCCUGCUACGCCUCGCUUCUCUGUUCCAACCCCUCGCACCCCUCGUACGCCCCGGGGCAUCACCACCGCCAGCUCAGGACAGGGCUCUGUGAAGCAGGACGGCACAGAGCUGAGUUCUCCUAUAUCCACCCCCUCUACCAGCAUACCUCUGAGCUCUGUGGAGCCUCUAGCCAGGAUCGGACCAGCCCUACCUGAGGCCCACAGUCUGUACUUCAUCCUUUUGCUCUCUGACUCAGUUCUCAAUGUCUUCAAGGACCGUAACUUUGACAGCUGUUGUAUCUGCGCCUGCAACCUAAAUGUAAAAGGCGCAGAUGUCGGAGUGUACAUCCCAGACUCCACGUGUGAGGACCAGUAUCGCUGUAUGUGUGGUUUCAGCGCCAUCGUGAACAGGCGGCUCGCACAAGGAUCAGGACUCUUUCUGGAGGAUGAGCUGGAUAUCUUUGGCCGAACAUCUGAGGUGGGACGAGCUGCAGAGAGGAGGCUAGCUCUGUGUCGAAGGGAUCCAUUGUUGGGUGACCCUGGGUCUAAACAGGGGCAAGAUGCAUCUCCUGCCUCUCCUGCAGUUAUGACACUUCUUCAAGAGCAAUGUUCACAGCCCAUUUCUUCUCUCGCUUCACUGCAAAUGCCAUUGAACUGCUUAUGCCAUGGCCGCAAAGGUGCGCUGCUCCAAAGCUGGAUGUCAGAGAAGCAGUGGGCAGAUGAGAGUGAUGCAUGUGCAGAGUGUAACAGUGCUUUGGAGCAGGGACUGCAGUAUGUUGACAAUCCAGCAGGAAGUAAAUUGGACCAGGCUGUAAUUAGGAGUACAGCGCUGCACCCCUGGCCUCACACAAAUGUUGUGGAGAUGAGCUUAUUAUCAUCCCAGGAUAUGGUGCGAAUGCUCCUUUCCCUCCAGCCUUUUCUACAAGACGCUAUCCAGAAGAAAAGGACAGGGCGGACAUGGGACAACAUACAGCACGUUCAGGGCCCCCUGACCUGGCAACAGUUUCAUAAAAUGGCAGGCAGAGGAUCCUAUGGUUCUGAAGAAUCUCCAGAGCCCCUUCCUAUACCAACAUUAUUACUGGGCUAUGAUCGAGAGCGGGACUUUUUGGCACUGUCACCUCUAGCUUUACCAUUCUGGGAGAAGUUACUGUUGGAACCAUACGGAGGACAAAGAGAUGUAGCUUUUGUGGUUCUGUGUCCCAAUAGCCCCCCUCUGCUGUCUGCUGCUCGCACAUUCUUCCAAGAACUCAGUACUGUCUAUGAGACAUGCCGGCUUGGGAAGCACCGUCCUCUGGCCAAAGUAUCCAAAGAUGGGAUUGUGCAAGUGGGUGAAGAUAUCAAAAGCGACACGCUGGAGGACCUGGCAGUGGGCCAGUGGCUGGCAGGCCCAUGGACUGGGCAGCAGCAUGCAGACAACAUCAGUAAACUGAAACUGUAUGCUUAUGCAUGUAAACAGAUAUUAGGUCCACAGCUGUCAGCACUUUCUUUAGAUGGAAAUCUUCUUCUUCCACCUAAAAUGCAACCUCCAGUACAGAAUACAUCUUCAAAUCAGUCCUCAGACGAGGCCAAAAAUUGGUCUGCUGAGAACGAGCAGAGUUCAGGGACUGCUGGCUCUGGCAAUGCUCCUACACCAACUGGAUCCAUCUCAGGUCAAUCUAUAGAAACAAGUCAAGGAACAUCGAGUGAUUUUAAGGGAGCUUCAAAUGUUACACAGCCCAACCCAUCAACAGAAACCCCAGAACUAACAUCUGAGCAAUCCAGAAUUGGAAUCCCCACUGUGCCAGAGUCAGCUGAUAGUCACAUAAACCCACCAGCUAUUGCAGUUUAUAUCAUCAAUCCAUUUUUCACUUCAAAUGGAGCCAAAUGUGAUGGAGGAGAGGAAGACGAGGGUGAAGAGGUUGAGACAGGCAGCAUCUGGCUGCUGGGGCUUUUACGGUGCUACUCCGAGAUGCUUCAGACCUUAUCUGACACAAUAAGACCAGCAUUGUUACUGCAGGUGGUCCCAUGUCAGCAUCUUCUGCAACCAGCAAGUGGUGAGAGUCACUUAUACCUGCAGCAGCUCAGAUCCCUGGCCUUUUCAUGUUACUCUCAGUGUAAACGAAUGUUUCCCCAACAAACACUCAUUAAGUCACUCACUGGUUUUGGACCAGCAUCCUCUGCCAACUCAGUGCUUAAGAAUCCAGAGCAUCCAAGCCCUUUGGAGCUGUAUUCUCCUCCAUUCAUUCUUGGUCCCACUCGGCCUAAGCAAGCAGAACCUGGGGAGAUUUGGGCAGAGCUUCCACCCAAAUUUAAUGUGCUCUUUGUUGGGUACUGCCUGUCACAUGACCAGCGAUGGAUCCUUGUGUCUUGUACUGACCAGCAGGGGGAGCUGUUGGAGACUUGUAUUAUCAACAUUGAUGUACCAAACAGAGCACGCCGACCAAAAUUCUCAGCUAGAAAAAUGGGGCUACAAAAGCUCUGGGAGUGGUGUAUUGGUGUUAUUCAGAUGACGUCGUUGCCAUGGAGAAUUGUUAUUGGUCGACUAGGCCGUCUAGGACAUGGAGAACUAAAAGACUGGAGCUCUCUACUUGGGGAGCAUUCUCUCCUGUCAAUAAGCAGAAAGCUGAGAGAGUCCUGUCGGAUGUGUGGUAUGUCUGCGGCUGACUCACCCUCUAUACUUAGCGCCUGCCUGGUGGCCAUGGAGCCUCAGGGAUCCUUUGUCAUCAUGCCUGAUGCUGUUACAAUGGGGUCCGUAUUUGGUCGCAGCACUGCUCUGAACCUGCAGACCUCUCAGCUCAACACUCCUCAGGAUGCUUCUUGCACGCACAUCCUAGUCUUCCCAACAUCUGCCACCACUCAGUUGGCUCCCAGCUCCUACCCCACUGAGGACAAUAACGAUGACAUGUUUGAUCUACCUUUUCCUGAUGAACUGGAGAAUGACAUUGGCCAUGACAUGAUGCUGAUCACAGGAAACCUGCACCCUUCCCCCAACACCUCCCCAGUGCCCUCGCCAGGCUCUCCAUCAGGGAUGGGAAUGGGAUCACAUUUCCAGCACAACAGGACCCAGAGUGAGCGGUUAAUGUCCCGGGACAGUCCACCAGAGGAGUUGAAGCAGCAGCCCCUGGCUCUUGGCUACUAUGUGUCUACGGCUCAAGCAAAUGGACUGCCUCACUGGUUCUGGGCAUCCUGUCCACAGGCAGAGAACCAAUGCCCUCUCUUCCUCAAGGCCUCCCUUCAUCACCACAUCUCCAUAGCUCAGACAGAUGAGCUGAUAUCAGACAAGACCAAGAGGAGCCCUCACCCCCUCGACUCAAAGACCACCUCUGAUGUGCUCAGGUUUGUUUUGGAACAGUACAAUGCUCUCUCUUGGCUCACAUGCACUCCAGCCACUCAAGAUCGCCAGUCCUGCUUGCCGGUCCACUUAGCAGUACUUAUCCAGAUGUACAAUGCCAUUUUAAACAUGCUAUAGCAGUGAGGUACAGAGGACAGGAUCACUGAACUGCUGGAAACAUCUUUGCUCUAGCCUGGGCUUGUCCUCCCCCUUAUUGGGCACCAGAGGGCACCAGAGCACUUUUGUUGAUCGUUAAAUCAAAGGAAGAUAUGGAAAGAUGAACUCACCCUGCCCUGGAAUGUAAUUAAGGAGAUGAAUGAAGUGCUCUAAACAGCAGCCCUGGUUAUCUGAGGCAUGAAAAUGGAGUAUUAUGGUUCUCUCAUCAACACAGACUGCUAGACUGAAAAAAGUUUACCAUCUAUGCCCAUUUGAUGCCAUCCCACGGCUGUAUGAAAACAACAGUGCUCUGUAACUUUAUUUCAUACUGUGUUCCAGUAAACUGUAGAUGUUCAGCAAGGACUUCUCCAAAUCCUCUGGACAUGUUUACGCUCCUUUUGUACAACCAGCAAAGAGCAUCAAAACACAGCUUUGUAUCAACUUCUUUUUACGUUUUGUACAUAUAUGCACUGUUGAUCCUCCUGGACUUGGUAUAAAUGAAACCCUACCUUUACUCUGAAAGGGACUUUAACUUAUUCAUAUUCACUCCAAAAAGGAGUGUUUCAUAAUGGCACUUUUUCUUUUGCCCCCAAAGUGUGAAAAACACAAUGGGAAUAUCUGACUAGUUCUGUCAGAUGUGUUUAUAUUGUACAAAAUAUAUUUACAAACAUAUAUUUGCAGCUGAGACUUAUUUUUAAUAUUUAAAUCCAGCAAAUUAAGGCCUUGUCAAUUAAUGCAAAAAUAAUCUGAAAUGAAAUUUGUCAUUUAGAUGAAAUUGUAAAAAUGCCAUAUUUUUACAGUAUGUAUGAUGUCAUAGAAUUUGAUUUAUAUGUAUAUAAACUUAACUAUAUGUUUAUUACCUCUUCCAUGCUGGCACUGAUUUGAGUGUUGGGCAUAGCCAUCUUUUACACAUGUCGCAGUAAGAACAGAUUGCCAGUGGAAAUUGAUAAUAGUUAUAUUUUUGAUGCAGACAUUGAAAAUGUCACUUGAAAGUAAAAAAACAAUAACUAAAACUCACAAUCAGAGGAAUACAGUAAAGUGUAUAUUUAUAGUGUAAUACUCUACCACUUGAAGUAGGCAAUACACAACAAUGGUAUUUCACCUUUGUAAAAUGGCUUUAUUUCAUUGGCUCUUGAAUGAUGUCAAAUCUCUCUAUAGACUGACUCCUGCAUGUUUGUAGAUACACUCCAUUGCUGAGGUCAUGGCAUUCCUCAAAGCUGUACAUUUCAUGCUGGUUCACUUUCUUAUAUUAUAUGUUGAAUUUAUUUUUGUUGUAUUUUUAUACAUCAAGCAAUUUUAUUUUAAUACAACCAUGUGGUAAUUUGCCAAGUGCAGUGUUCAUGUAAUGUACAGACAAUGGCAGGUUUGCAAAAAAUAUUUGUUACAUUUGUCAUUACUUUGAAUAUUAAGCAGAGCCCUCUAGUUGGAGAGGCCUAUGACUUUUACACUCUUUUUAGUAAAUUAUUUAAACAAGUGGA
This is a messenger RNA of Boleophthalmus pectinirostris (great blue-spotted mudskipper), 8312 nucleotides long. RefSeq names its product mediator of RNA polymerase II transcription subunit 13-like. The transcript is spliced from 30 exons. The record is from RefSeq and is a predicted model, not a curated record. Bases 502 to 6816 code for a protein of 2104 amino acids. Gene Ontology annotation, cellular component: mediator complex. Gene Ontology annotation, molecular function: transcription coregulator activity. Lineage: Eukaryota; Metazoa; Chordata; Actinopteri; Gobiiformes; Gobiidae. Gene Ontology annotation, biological process: regulation of transcription by RNA polymerase II.